AAUAACGCUGUAUUUCCGCUCUCAAGAUUUAUUUAUAGACGACUUCAAAGACAACAGCUCUCCUGCUUUCAAUGAAAGGGCUUCAUUUGUUAAAAACCUUCUUGACGUCAUUUUCAAACAGUGGUUUAAGUCUUUCCGAAGGGCCAUUGUCAAAAAAUUCAGGAAAGGAUCAGUCGAUACAGAUGUUGAUCUUCUUUUCAACAGUACAGAUGUUGUACCAUCAAAUUAUGAAAUUGGCAAUGCAUUAUUGAACGACACACAAACUCUAAAUUACCUAAACAUAACUUCUAAUUCUGUUUACAUUAAUGGAACAGAAAUAUCAAAUGCUGAAACAACGACUACAUACGCAACUGCCACAACAACUCUGGAAGAAACAUCCACCACUACUGCAGAAGAAACAUCUACUACAACUACAGAGCCCUCCACGACAACUCUUGAAGAAACAUCCACCACUGCUCUUGAAGUAACAUCUACUACAACAACAGAGCCAUCCACAACAACUCUUGAAGAAACAUCCACCACUACUGCAGAAGUAACAUCUACAACAACAACAGAGCCCUCCACGACAACUGUUGAAGAAACGACCACCACUACUGCAGAAGUAACAUCAACUACAACAACAGAGCCCACCACAACGACUCUUGAAGAAACAUCGACCACUACUGCAGAAGUAACAUCUACACCAACAGAGCCCUCCACGACAACUCUUGAAGAAACAUCCACCACUGCUCUUGAAGUAACAUCUACUACAACAACAGAGCCAUCCACAACAACUCUUGAAGAAACAUCCACCACUGCUCUUGAAGUAACAUCUACUACAACAACAGAGCCAUCCACAACAACUCUUGAAGAAACAUCCACCACUACUGCAGAAGUAACAUCUACAACAACAACAGAGCCCUCCACGACAACUCUUGAAGAAACGACCACCACUACUGCAGAAGUAACAUCAACUACAACAACAGAGCCCACCACAACGACUCUUGAAGAAACAUCGACCACUACUGCAGAAGUAACAUCUACACCAACAGAGCCCUCCACGACAACUCUUGAAGAAACAUCCACCACUACUGCAGAAGUAACAUCUACUACAACAACAGAGCCCUCCACAACAACUCUUGAAGAAACAUCCACCACUACUGCAGAAGUAACAUCUACUACAUCAACAGAGCCCUCCACGACAACUCUUGAAGAAACAUCCACCACUGCUCUUGAAGUAACAUCUACUACAACAACAGAGCCAUCCACAACAACUCUUGAAGAAACAUCCACCACUGCUCUUGAAGUAACAUCUACUACAACAACAGAGCCCUCCACGACAACUCUUGAAGAAACGACCACCACUACUGCAGAAGUAACAUCUACUACAACAACAAAGCCCUCCACAACGACUCUUGAAGAAACAUCCAUCACUACUGCAGAAGUAACAUCUACAACAACAGAGCCCUCCAUGACAACUCUUGAAGAAACAUCCACCACUACUGCAGAAGUAGCAUCUACUACAUCAACAGAGCCCUCCACAACAACUCUUGAAGAAACAUCCAUCACUACUGCAGAAGUAACAUCUACAACAACAACAGAGCCCUCCAUGACAACUCUUGAAGAAACAUCCACCACUACUGCAGAGGUAACAUCAACUACAACAACAGAGCCCUCCACGACAACUCUUGAAGAAACAUCCACCACUACUGCAGAAGUAACAUCUACUACAUCAACAGAGCCCUCCACGACAACUCUUGAAGAAACAUCCACCACUGCUCUUGAAGUAACAAUUACUACAACAACAGAGCCAUCCACAACAACUCUUGAAGAAACAUCCACCACUACUGCAGAAGGAACAUCUACUACACCAACAGAGCCCUCCACGACAACUCUUGAAGAAACAUCCACCACUACUGCAGAAGUAACAUCUACUACAUCAACAGAGCCCUCCACGACAACUCUUGAAGAAACAUCCACCACUGCUCUUGAAGUAACAUCUACUACAACAACAGAGCCAUCCACAACAACUCUUGAAGAAAUGACCACCACUACUGCAGAAGUAACAUCUACUACACCAACAGAGCCCUCCACAACGACAACUCUUGAAGAAACAUCGACCACUACUGCAGAAGUAACAUCUACAACAACAACAGAGCCCUCCACGACAACUCUUGAAGAAACGACCACCACUACUGCAGAAGUAACAUCUACUACAACAACAGAGCCCACCACAACGACUCUUGAAGAAACAUCCAUCACUACUGCAGAAGUAACAUCUACAACAACAGAGCCCUCCAUGACAACUCUUGAAGAAACAUCCACCACUACUGCAGAAGUAACAUCUACUACAUCAACAGAGCCCUCCACAACAACUCUUGAAGAAACGACCACCACUACUGCAGAAGUAACAUCUACUUCACCAACAGAGCCCUCCACAAUGACUCUUGAAGAAACAUCGACCACUACUGCAGAAGUAACAUCUACAACAACAACAGAGCCCUCCACGACAACUCUUGAAGAAACAUCGACCACUACUGCAGAAGUAACAUCUACAACAACAACAGAGCCCUCCACGACAACUCUUGAAAAAACAUCCACCACUACUGCAGAAGGAACAUCUAUUACAUCAACAGAGCCCUCCACGACAACUCUUGAAGAAACAUCCACCACUACUGCAGAAGUAACAUCUAUUACAUCAACAGAGCCCUCCACGACAACUCUUGAAGAAACAUCCACCACUACUGCAGAAGUAACAUCUACUACAACAACAGAGCCAUCCACAACAACUCUUGAAGAAACAUCCACCACUACUGCAGAAGUAACAUCUACAACAACAACAGAGCCCUCCACGACUCUAGAAGAAACAUCCACCACUACUGCAGAAAUAACAUCUACAAUAACAACAGAGCCCUCUAUGACAACUCUUGAAGAAACAUCCACCCCUACUGCAGAAGUAACAUCUACUACAUCAACAGAGCCCUCCACGACAACUCUUGAAGAAACGACCACCACUACUGCAGAAGUAACAUCUACUACACCAACAGAGCCCUCCACAACGACUCUUGAAGAAACAUCUACAUUUUCUGCAGAAGUAACAUCUACAACAACAACAGAGCCCUCCACGACAACUCUUGAAGAAACAUCCACCACUACUGCAGAGGAAACAUCUUCUACCACAACAGAGCCCUCCACAACAACUCUUGAAGAAACAUCCACCACUACUGCAGAAGUAACAUCUACUACAUCAACAGAGCCCUCCACGACAACUCUUGAAGAAACAUCCACCACUAAUUACACGAACAGAGUUCAUCUUGUUAAAAGCCAGCUUACCCCAGUCUUCAGACCCAAAUAUCCAUCCUUCAUUGAAGCCAGGGUCAAUCAUCACAAUAUCACAACUAGCUUUCAACUCCUCACAAUCGGGCCCAUCAGUUUGGGAGAUUUUAGACACUCUUAUGACAGCCGUGAAAAAUGGGAGUGUGAACCCACUGAACAUAAAUCCUCAGACACUUUCAGUCAAUGGUUCAGUUAUAAAUGCAACAACAGCACCAACAACAAUUACAACAACAGCAACAGCACCUACACCAACAGCAACAACAUCUACAACAAUAGAAGCAACAACAAAUACAACAGCAACAUCACCUGCAGCAACAACAGCAAAAACACCUAUGACAUCAGCAAUAACAAAUUCAACAGCAACAACAACACAUACACCAACAACACCUACAGCAACAACAAAUGCAACAGCAACAACAACACCUACACCAACACCUAUGACAUCAGCAACAACAAAUACAACAGCAACAACACCUAUGACAUCAGCAAUAACAAAUACAACAACAACAUAUACACCAACAGCAACAACACCUACAACAUCAGCAACAACAAAUACAACAGCAACAACAACAUAUACACCAACAGCAACAACACCUAUGACAUCAGCAAUAACAAAUACAACAACAACAACAUAUACACCAACACUUACAACAUCAGCAACAACAACAAAUACAACAGCAACAUCACAUACACCAGCAGCAACAACACCUACACCAACAGCAACAACACCUACAACAUCAGCAACAACACCUACAACAUCAGCAACAACAAAUACAACAGCAACAACAACAAAUACACCAACAGCAACAACACCUAUGACAUCAGCAAUAACAAAUACAACAACAACAACAUAUACACCAACACCUACAACAUCAGCAACAACAACAAAUACAACAGCAACAUCACAUACACCAGCAGCAACAACACCUACACCAACAGCAACAACACCUACGACAUCAGCAACAACAACAAAUACAACAGCAACAACACAUACACCAACAGCAACAACGCCUACAACACCAGCAACAUCAACAAAUAAAACAACAACGACACCUACAACAACAGCAACAACAAAUACAGCAACAACACAUACAGCAACAACACCUACAACAUCAGCAACAACAAAUACA
Molecule: messenger RNA, 4445 nt
Organism: Danio aesculapii
Lineage: Eukaryota; Metazoa; Chordata; Actinopteri; Cypriniformes; Danionidae
Product: mucin-2-like
Exons: 8
Coding region: 1451-4354 (967 amino acids)
Source: RefSeq, a predicted model, not a curated record